Messenger RNA from Orbilia oligospora ATCC 24927, 1617 nucleotides. RefSeq lists its product as uncharacterized. Gene Ontology annotation, cellular component: nucleus. The coding region runs from base 1 to 1617 and encodes 538 amino acids. The record is from RefSeq and is a predicted model, not a curated record. The transcript is spliced from 3 exons. Lineage: Eukaryota; Fungi; Ascomycota; Orbiliomycetes; Orbiliales; Orbiliaceae. Gene Ontology annotation, molecular function: DNA binding.
AUGGUCUCCCGAAAGAAGCGAUCUCACAAGGAUGACGCGCAGGAGCAACUUGCGCGUCCAUGGUGCUACUAUUGCGAACGAGACUUCGACGAUGUCAAGAUAUUGCAUUCCCAUCAGAAAGCUAAGCAUUUCAAAUGCGAACGGUGUAGGAAGCCCUUGAAUACGGCCGGAGGUCUGGCGGUGCAUAUGACACAAGUUCACAAGGAGACACUCAAAGAAGUGAAAAAUGCUAUUCCAGGACGUGAGUCCACUGAUAUCGAAAUCUUUGGUAUGGAAGGAAUACCUGAGGAUAUCUUACAGACACACCAGACCCGAGUCCUGGCCCAGAUACAUCAGAAGGAAACUGAACGUCGUGCUGCUCAGGGUUUACCCCCACUUGGCCAGGAAGGAAACGCGAAGAAGAAGAUCAAGGUCGAUUCCGUAGAUCCGGAAGAGAUCAUGAAGAGACUAGCAGCCCACAAAGCGGCACAAGCAGGGUCGGCAAAUGGAGCAUCACAAGCGACCGGUAGCCAGAGCCCCAUGAGCACACAUGAUACCGGUGGAAAUGCCAGUCCGGCUCCACCUCCAUCUGUUAUGAGUCCUGGAUUUCCUCCAAAUGCAUAUGUUGCGCCACCUUCUGCUAGCCCUCAACCAUUCCAGCAGCCACCGCAACAAUAUGGAAUGCCGCCAGCACCCCAGUUUCCAGCUGGACAGGCUCCGUUUGGACAGCCGAAUCAGCCACCACCGUUCUAUCCCCCUCCAGGACAACAGGGUUUUAAUCCACCUCCUGUUCAACCAUAUCCUGCUUUUCCCCCACAGCAGCAGCCCCCACAGCCUGCUUACGGUGGAUAUCAAGCCCCGCCAGCCCAGGCUCAACCACCAUAUGGAGGAUAUCCGCCAACACAGCCCCCUCAAGCAUAUCCUCCUGCUCAACCUGCUUAUCAUGCACCUCAAACUCAACCUCCCUUCCAUCAGCCGCUGCCAUCUGUACCACAAUCCCAGCCCACUACAAUUGCUCCACCACAGAACAUUCCAGGUCUGCCAGCCAGGCCUAACAUUCCCGGUCUUCCACCAAGACCAAAGUUCUCCACUCCACCUGCUGCUCCCGGGGGUGCUUAUCACCAGCCUCCUCCGAAUCCUCAGCCGUCUUAUCCAGGUGGCCCACCACAACCACAGAAUCGUAACACAAAUACAUCGCCACCUUCGACUCAAUUUUUCCCACCACCAAUUCCAAGUGCCUACCAAGCUACUCCACCAAAGCCGUUUAUUCCACCACCAGUGGGAGCCCAACAACAGCCCAUUGUUAGCAACGGUGAAGUGAUCAUCAAUGGAGACGGGCAGGUUAUUCUUAGUGGCGGGAAAGACUGGACUGGGAAUCCUAUUCCCCAAGCUGUGGUUCCUAAAGGUGAGGCUAAGGCAGAUAACGUACCCGAGCUGAAGGAAGAGAAAAAGAAGGAUGAAAAAGAGGCCACAAAAGCCACCGAAGAUACCGGCAGAAGAAGGGAUAAGGAUACUAAGAUGGUGUAUUCGGAUAACGAGUAUAGCCCAGAAGAAAAACGGGCCGCACUUGGAAAAUACGCUGCAUUUGGCGUUCGAAUCCUACCGUCUGGGACAGAUACAGAAAUGACAAGCAGCUAA